Molecule: messenger RNA, 561 nt
Organism: Symbiodinium sp. CCMP2592
Lineage: Eukaryota; Dinophyceae; Suessiales; Symbiodiniaceae
Source: the annotation of a GenBank genome assembly
AUGUCUGCAGAAGAUGUGGCGAAAGACUUCAUCAGCUGUGACUCUUGCAUCAGUGCUUGCGAGAAAUCAGGCCGGUGGAAUGAAUCAGUGAAUCUGCUUGGUGCGAUGAGCUACCAAACGGUCGAAUGCAUAGUGAUUUCCUACAACUCUGUCAUCAGUUCUUGUGAGAAGGGUGGGCAAUGGGAUCUCGCGCUUGAUGUACUUCAAAACUUGCGCUCCCAAUAUCUCGAUGCCACUGCCAUUAGCUUCAACUCGUGUAUCAGCGCGUGCGAAGCUUGUGGAUGCUGGACGUUCGCCUUAUGUCUCCUUGACGACAUUUCUGAAGCAAGUUUGGUGCCGACCGGGGUGAGCUAUGGUGCAGCGAUUGGGGCAUGUGAGAAAGGCGAGCAGUGGAACUGGGCCUUGCGCUUUCUCACAGAUUGGCUCAAGAGCAGGCCUGAUGCAAACGAGAUCACAUGCAGUGCAGCAGUCGCUGCAUGUGUCAAGGGGGACUCUUUGCAGCAGGCCGUAGCCCUUCUGCGUGGCAUGCGGGCAUCUUGUAUCGUCAGGUUGACUGAUUGA